This is a messenger RNA of Cyprinus carpio (common carp), 5201 nucleotides long. Its product is annotated as zinc finger and BTB domain containing 39. Gene Ontology annotation, molecular function: protein binding. Gene Ontology annotation, biological process: regulation of cytokine production; negative regulation of transcription by RNA polymerase II; regulation of immune system process. Lineage: Eukaryota; Metazoa; Chordata; Actinopteri; Cypriniformes; Cyprinidae. The record is from RefSeq and is a predicted model, not a curated record.
UUCAAUGGGAGGCGUUCCCUCAGUGCUCGGUGUACAGUUUGUUGUAGUCUUAUAUGACACAAUGGCCGUGUCUUAAAAAUACAGCGAGCUCUUUAGCCUAGACCUAGACAGCAUUUUCUGGCCAUUACAUGCCCUUUCUGAACCAGCCGAGUUUUCUAGGUAGGCAGCUCACUAGGUUUUAAGGCACCGUCAGUGUCUAUGCAGGAACGACAGUCUGGACUAACAGCAACCGAGUGAGAUUAUUUAUCUAUCGCAAACUAGCAGCACUCCAUGGUCCAAAUCCUGGCUUUUGUUGGAAUUGCCAGGCAUGCGGAUCAGGCUGCAGGGCUCUGGCCACGCGGCCCGUCUCCUCUCCGAGCUCAACCGCUGCCGCCUGUCUCGGGUCCUGUGCGACAUCGUCCUCCAGGUAGGAGGCCGUUCCUUCCCGGCUCAUCGCGUGGUGUUGGCGUGCUCUUGCACACACUUUAGCAGCCUCUUCUCCAGAGGUUCCAGCAACCAAGGUGCCGUUUCCACCACCUUCUCUCUGGACUUUGUUUCUGCUGCCAAUUUCGAGAAAGUCUUGACUUUUAUCUACACGGGUGAGAUUUUCACAGACUUGAUUGAUGUGGGUGUGCUGUAUGAGUUGGCGGAAAGGCUUGGCGUGAGGGAGUUGGUGAACGCUUGCCAUGCCACCUUCCCUGACCUGCAGAGCUCCAGCUCUGGAGACCCGGUUGCCGAAGGGGAUUUGCAAAGCGAUAUGGUGUCGGUCAAUCCCGUGGCUGUGUCUGUCUGCUCGUCCUCUGCAGCAUCCUGCUCCUCAUUGUCUUCUUCAGCCGCUCCCACUCCUGUAACUCCAUCUCCGGUUUCUCAAGGCAGGAAUGGCAGGUUGAAUCGCUCCCACUUGGCCACCCAGUCGCCUAAAAACGAAGACUUGCAGAUACAUUUGGGUUACAAUCAACAGGUUACCAACAAGCCGAGUCCUUUGGACAGUAACCGUUCUACAGACGCUCUUCCUGCCUUGACUUUGCAGCUCAAAACUGAGAGGGAGGAUGAAGGAGAGGAUGGAGGAAGUAACUCAGUGGACCGGCUUGUUGUCAAUGGUAGCAAAUCAACAUUUGGGGCUCAGGAGCAAUGUUCUGUCCCUGAUUCUUCAGCUCAGCUUGGCGGUGAAACCUGCGCCCCUUCGUCAUCCUCCAGUGAUCCCUUGGACAGUUUGCAGCUGGGGGCCAUUGCGGGACCAAUCAAAGAUUCAGAUUUUUUUGAGGAAGAUCUUUCUAGGAAGAGGCACCGACUACAGGAAGAGCAGACGGAGGGCGGCGAUCAGUGGCGAGCACUUUCAGAGGACAUCAUUGAGUUGAGCGACGAGGAGGAGCACUUCAUUGUGGAGGAAGAGGACGAAGAGGACUUGAUGUGCAUAGAGAAUGGUGAAAACGGGGCAUCUCUCGGAGAGCUGCCGUCAUCGCAGCCAUGCAAAUCGUGCGGGAUGCUACUUCCGACAGAAAACUCCAUCAUACAAACUCACGCUGAGACGCACCUCUCGGAAACUGGUUCAUGUCAGGUGUGUGGCACCUCCUUCUCGGACCGUGCUGCUGCUGUUGCUCAUGCCCUCACACACGUGGGCAUCUUGCUCUUCUCCUGCGACGUUUGCGAGCAUCAGUUUCAGACUGAAUCUGCACUGAUUCACCACAGGCGUCAGUCAGCUGCCAAGUGCGCCCCACAAAACCCAGACCAGCUGAACGGAGCCUCCCAACUACAGGGAGGGGAACUGCAGUGCACCAUCUGUGCUAAAUCUAUGGUGAAUGAUUUUAAGGCUGUCAGGGACCACGUUCAGAGCCACGCAUGCUUGAGUACAUUACGCUGUGGAGUGUGCCAGCUGUCUCAGCCCUCUCGAUGCGCCCUCCUGUGGCACACACUGACACACCUCUUUCCUAUUUACACUUGUCCACAAUGCGCCAGCCCCUUCCUGGAGAGCACGCUGCUGGAAAGACACCUGUCUCUACACACAGAGGAAGGAGCAUCGGGGAAAGGGGCCGACGGCAGCCCAGAGACCAGUGGAGAAGGCCAGGCCGAGCUGCGCUGCUUCCUGUGUCCGCAGACCUUCCGCUCGGAAACCGCGUUUCAUUACCAUCUCAGCGUGCAUUCGAACGAGCUCCAGGGCAGCCAGGUAUGGCCGGCCAAACGCAAGGCGGACCAGAUCCUCGAAUACUCCUCAUCCUCCUCCUCGCCUAUGGAGGCGAGUGGCCCAGGUAAAGCAGGUUACAACUUAAGCCUAGGCUUCAAUCUGCAGGACAAAAUAGCUCACGGUGGGGUCCUGUUUCCUGCCGGACUCGUACUGAACGGCAACUCUGGUGGCGGAACAGGGCUUAGGGAAAAAUUGUAUCGCUGCCGGUACUGUGGUAAGCAUUUCGCACACUCGGGCGAGUUUACAUACCACCUUCGUAUCCACACGGGCGAGAAGCCCUACCAGUGCAAAGUAUGCCUGCGCUUCUUCCGUGGCCGUUCCACCAUGAUCUGCCACCUAAAGACGCACUCGGGUGCCCUCAUGUACCGCUGCACCGUCUGUGGCCUGUUUUUCUCCACGCUUAAGAUGGUUUCCUCACACAUGGAGCUGCACAAAGACCAGCUGCCACCCGAUUUCAACAUCGAGGAGACCUUUAUGUAUAAUGACCACUCUAAAGAGCCCGUCCCUAACAUGGACACCUGAAACCCGCCGUCUCUGAACGCUCCGUCACACUGUGUGCCCACGUUUACUUAGUCAGUAUGUUGAGGACAAAUGACAGUAGACUUAGAAUUUAAAGUGCCCCUAUUACGGAUUUUUGAAAAUUACCUUUCAUGCAGUGAAUGAAAACAUCCUGCAAAGUUUUACAUUUGAAAGUGCACCGUGUAUAAAUUUAUUAUCUUUCAAAUGAAAGAGUCGAUUCUGAUUGAAUUGUUUGGGAGGGGUUUGGACAAAUGAAUCGUUGAUUGAAUUGUUUGGGAGUCGUAGAGCAAGUAAGGUAAAAAUAAAUGCAUAUUAUAAGACAAUGAAAGUGUUUUUUGACCUUGCAUGCAUGUCAACCUUUUGUUGGGGACUCCCAAAACCAAAAUAUGAACCUUUCAUUACCCAUAAUAGGGGCACUUUGAAGUGAAGUGUUUAAUGUGAUCGUCUUUGUGUCGUUUGUAUACAGAAUGAGAACGAUUCUUGUUUUUUGAAGACUAAAUUAAAGGUAAACUUUAUUUUAAAAUGUAGUGCUGAUACUUGACCACUUGAUGGCAAGAGAGACUGAGCAAGGCUGCAUUGCCAAUCAAAUGUUUGGACACGCCUACUUAUUUCCAUUUCUUUUUUAGAUUUUAGAAUAAUAAUAAUGUAAUCAAAGCUAUGAAGUAACAAAAAAUAAAGAUCUCAUGCUGUAGCUUCUUCAAACCGUUGCCAAGAACAUUAUGAGAUACAGUGUUUGAACACUUGAAGAAGUUCACGUGUGUGCUAAGCACUUUUAGGCUGCUUUUCAGUCACUAUUUGGACAAGCUCGUUUAUUUAAAACAAAAAUGUAGUUUUGUAAAGAAAUUCUUGCACAGACACAACAAGUUAUAUUUAUCUUCAAAGUAAGUAUAAGCAGUUAGAUCAGAGGAUUUUUAAAGAUCACGUCAAAGAAAUUCAGUCAAGUGUGUCCAAACUUUUGAUUUGUAGUGUUUUAAGUAAGUCAUUUUUAACAGGAUGCUUUUCCAAGUGCCGAUCUGCGAUUACCUCUGUAUACUCUUCCGGCAACUCUUAUCACAAUAAGCUAAAGGUCUCUGGAUAUUCCAAUGCAAAUGCACGCUGAGAAGACUUUUUUCUAUGUUUUCUGAUAAAUAAAGCAGUGCUCUAGUCUAGGUCAAGGAUAUAAAAUAAAAUUGGUCCUUUUUUAAAAAAUAAUAAUAAAUAUAUAUACUUUUCUUUUACAGAAUAGCUGUUAUUUUUAUAGUAGUGUUGUAUAUCAUUGACAGACUAAAUUAGAAAUAGUUACUGGUUUAUGAGAUGUAGUUUGGAUGUUAUACAUGAAGCAAAACUCUUCUUACAUAAUUCAUUUCAUUUGGAAAAGAGAAGCGAUUCAGACUGAGGUGCUAAUACAUCAGUCAGUUCAUAUUGCAGUGUUCACUUUCUUCACUUGGGACAUAUCAGAGUGUUUUGUGCAAAUGGUAUUGUCACGAAUAAAUAAUAAUUCUCUUUAGAAAGCUGUGAUGUUCUUCUGUACAAUUUUCCCAGCAGUUAUAUGCUUUAUCUUUCUUAUAUGGGACAAUUUUACAUUGUACAUUUAAAUAAUUUCUUGUUCAAUUCAAAAACCGUUUUAGCACACCGGUCCAUUCAUAAUUGAAGUCAUUGGUCAAACCACAAAGUAUUUAUUCAAAACUGCUGGGACAUUGUGGUUGGUAUAGCUUUAUUUGUAAUGUAGCACAGAAAAAUACAGACUGAACCUUAUAAAAUGCCUGGUUUCAACACCUUUAUCAGUCAAUCAGUUUUAUUUUUAGGAAAGAAUGCACAUUACCAGUGCUUUGCCACGGUUUGAAGCUGAUGUUGUGAUCAUAAACUGUAAAUAUCUUGAUACUACAUUUUAUUUUCAACAUGAAACAACUGCCUUAUAUUACUUAAGUGUUAUUUAUAUGAUUUAUUCAUGUUCAGUGUCACUAUUAGAAAUUUAUUCUCUUUUACUACAGCUGUACUUGUGUUCUGAAUAAAAUCAGUAUUUACGAAACUUGCUAGAGUCUUGUCUUUUUAACAGUUAAAUUUUGGCCAUAUUCACAUCAUUUUAACACAACACCACUACUUAUCAAUGGUAAAUACAGCGUAUUUAUAUUCAACAUACAUUUCUAUAGUGAAAAAUAAUUUUUUAGACAUUGGAGCAGCACAUGCCAACAAGAAAUGGCAUUAGCCUACAAGGUUUGCCAUUUUUACUCAAACAUGUUUAAAAAACUUUUUUAAAACAAAUUUUAUUAGAUUUUUUUUUCCAUUACAUCACAUUCAUAAUAUGUACAAGUUGCUGAGCUCAAAGGCCAUUAAAACAGCUCUAGGUGUUGUGAUUGCGCAUAUGGACAGCUAAGUGAAAGUUUUGUAUUUUUGAGCAGAACAAUCGAAACAGUCUUUGUACAAAUACUGGUGUGUGGACAGAGCUGUUAUUACUUGUCAAGGAGUUCCUAGAUAUAACAAUAGGAACCGGUGGAAAUAAAGGUUACGAAAGGUUGACAAUAUUUCCUUCCUUGCACUGUUA